GCGGGCGCAUGGCGCAUGGCGGGCGGCGAUGGCGGCGAUGGCGGCGGGCGCAGCCCUGCGGCGCGGCCCGCGCUGGCGCUGCGCGGGGCCAUGGCGGCGGCGAGCGGCGGCGGGCGGCUGCUGGCGGCGCGGCCCGGCCGCAGCGGUGAUGAGAAUCUCUUCGUGUACGAUUGCAGCAGUGCAGAGAAACAGCCCUUAGGAGAGAAGGGGCAGGAUGGAAAAGGGACAGAUAAAGGAAGUGAUGACAUCCUGGCUUUUGCCUUCUCCCCAUCAGGAGAUUAUUUUGCCCUGACAGACGACAACAAACGCCUGAUUCUGUUCCGUACCAAGCCUUCCUGGGAAUGUGUUAGUGUCAGGUUUGUGAACAGGAGAUGCACAUCCAUGGUUAUCACAGCUGCAGAGGAUAAGAUUUUUGUUGCAGAUAAGUCUGGUGAUGUCUAUUCUUACUCAAUAACAGAACCUCAAGCAGAUGGAAAACUUGAGCUGGGUCAUGUCUCUCUGCUAUUGGAUGUGGCCCUGAGUCCUGAUGACCGGUAUAUCCUAACUGCAGACAGAGAUGAGAAGAUCAGAGUCAGCUUGACAAAGGCUCCCUACAGUAUUGUAUCCUACUGCAUGGGACACAGAGAGUUUGUAAGCAAAAUACUCAUAGUACCCAACUGUCCUGACCUGCUGUUGUCAGCUUCUGGGGACUCCACUCUGAGACUCUGGGAGUAUAAAAGUGGAGAAGAAGUCCACUGCUGUCAGCUGAGUACCAUCUGUGGGUCUCAGGCAACCAAACCAGACCAGAAAUACACUGUGUCAAGAAUAACCUACUGCUGUCAAGGUGGUUAUGUUGCCAUUCUGUGUGACAGUAUUCCCACAGUCUACAUCUUUCAUCUUGAUACCACUGCCCAGCAGCUGGUUUACAAACAGCAGAUCCCUCUGAAACACAAAGGCUGGGACAUUGCAUUUGAGGAAACAGGAGACCUGUGGAUUUUGCAGGAAGACAAGGAAGCUCCUCUUCUUUUGUACAGAGCAUAUGAUGGACAGUGGAAGGCUGUAAAUGAUGACAAAGGAUUAGAGAAGAUGUCAAAAUACAUUCAAGACAACUGGACAGUGUUUGAAGGUUUUGUUGGUGCAGAGAGCUACUACAGCCACCUCUACAAGGCCUCCUUUGAUAACAUGGACGAGUACCUGCAGAGGAAGGAGGAGAGGCUGCAGCAGCAGAAGAAGAAAAGGCAGGAUCUGCAACAUGGUUCCAGUGGGCAGGCAAAAAAAAAGGUGAAGACUGAAGAGCCAACCCUAUGACUGCUAUGAGCUUGUGACCUUUGCCUUGAGGAAGGGAAGAGAUCCAACUGGGGACUGUUUUUACAUAAAAAGUGAAUUAUGCAAAAGGACUGGUUUAAAGUUUUAUUCAGGUUUUAAGGCAGGCUGAUCUGACAAUAUCCUGUUUGCACCAAAUAAUACAUUUACAACAUACCUAAACUUUCUAGCAGAAUACAAUGUUAGUGGCUCAGUCCUGGGAAUCUCUGAUGCAUGUUAUAUGAAUAUUGGAGAUGACAUUUUCCUUGGAACAGGAUUUUCUUUUUGCCUACUGUGUUCAGGCUUUUUUAGGUGGAAACAUGCUGAUUAAAGUGGAUGCAACUUUGUUUUUAUUACUUUUGGUUUGGGUUGUUUUGGGUUUUUUAAAAAAACUUUUUUAAAAAAUCUCUUGGUUAAUGUAACUAACAGUGUACUUGGGUAUGGGAAAGGAAGUGUAGAAAAAAUCCUUGCUGGGGAUGAGAGGUUUUAGCUGAGACUUUGCCUUCUCUGUUUUUUAUCCUUAAACUUGGGUUCAUAUGGUUGGGAUUUUGCCUAGCUUCUAAUCUAUUACUUCUUACUUGUGGAACAUCUCUACAGGAAGAAGUGCAAAAGUUAAUUUUGUAUGCUGCAAAGUAAAAGUAAAAUGUGUCAGUCAA
Molecule: messenger RNA, 1937 nt
Organism: Oenanthe melanoleuca
Lineage: Eukaryota; Metazoa; Chordata; Aves; Passeriformes; Muscicapidae
Gene: WDR4
Product: WD repeat domain 4
Exons: 11
Coding region: 16-1287 (423 amino acids)
Biological process (GO): RNA (guanine-N7)-methylation
Cellular component (GO): cytosol; nucleus; tRNA methyltransferase complex
Molecular function (GO): protein binding; tRNA (guanine(46)-N7)-methyltransferase activity
Source: RefSeq, a predicted model, not a curated record